Trypanosoma grayi is the source of this 4110-nucleotide messenger RNA. RefSeq lists its product as hypothetical. Bases 1 to 4110 code for a protein of 1369 amino acids. Lineage: Eukaryota; Euglenozoa; Kinetoplastea; Trypanosomatida; Trypanosomatidae. The transcript has a single exon. The record is from RefSeq and is a predicted model, not a curated record.
AUGGAGCAGUGCCUGCUUCCCACGCUCGUGGACAGCCGCACAGGAACACGCUUGUGCUUUGAGCUGCGCCGCUCUGAGGACCCUAGCAGUGUGGUGGGCACUGGGUUCAUGUGGGAUCUCGAAAUGUUGGAGCGCCGCUUUAGUGCAGUUCCUAUCUUCGCUGUCGGUGAUGCCCACCCCUGCGGGGCGCUGACGGUGGCGGCGACACGGGCGCCUCUCCGCUGUGACGUCUUGACUGUCUCCACCAUGCAGUCACAGGGGUUGGCAGCAGGUCCACCGCCGACUGAGGAGGGACCGCAGCAGCAGCACCAGCAGGAGGGCGGCGGUGCCAUGGACGUGGAGAAGGCGGUACGUCGUCACGCAGCGGCUGCACUUGCAGCCCCGCAACUGGUGAUGCUGCAAUUCAUCGUGCACGGUUUUGAAAUAAACGGCCGGAGCGUGUCGCCCACAGGGGGUAUCUGGGAGUUGACGCUGAGGAGUGAGACCACCUUGGCCAACGGAGAGACACACCAGUGGACCUCAUUGGAUGCUGACGAUUCAACAGGAGGCCGUGAGCGUUGGUGCGGUGUUGUGUGCUCGCGGAACUUUGCCAGGAUGGAGAUACACGCUCGCCGUCUCGUGGAGGAGUUCACAGGGACAGCUGUAACUAGGGUGCAGCAGGCCAGAGGCUGCUUCUUUGCGAGCGUCGCCCAGCCGGCUGACGGCACAUCGGUGUCUGUUUUCCAGGUGGAGUUGCUACAGUACACUCCUUGGAAGGCAGGAAGAGAGUUGCCGCUUCCUGUAGGGCGCGCGUACUUGUCGUGCCGUCCGCUGAUGCAGUCAGGCGUGUUGUACAACCCACGCUUGUUGUUCCUCCACCGCUGGCUCCGCCUAGACGUGGUGGAGCUCGUCGGUGUCGUGCGUGCGGUGCAGAACCGCUCUCAACGGAAGAAGCGGAAGCAGCGGGCUGUGGAAGAGGGCGGGGGAGGCUCCCCCAGUGUGGCGCACGAGGAAGGGAUUGCUGUAUGCAUGCGACUGCGGUGCGGGGAAACGGCUGCUGCAACAUCGCCGCCCUUUACCCCACCAGCUGUUGAGCUGGCGAGGGAAGAGCGCGUGGAAGCCAACGGCGCGAACAACAACAACAGCAGUGCUCUUCCUUGUAUUGUGUCGAUGGAAUGCUGCCCCGAGAACCACGAGGGCGCUGUGGAAGUGGGGCUCUCGUUGUGCCUCCGCUGCGCAGGUCCUGCGGGGCCGAGUGAAGAGGAGGCAAGGCACGAGCUCUCAGGUGCCGUGCUGAUCGGUGAAGGUGUGGCGUGUGUGCCACAGCCGGGCGAAGAAAGCAGCAGCAUAGACGUGGCUACCACCGACAGCGCUGCCUCACUGUGGGUGCCGAUUGCUGGCAUCGACCCUGCACAAACGGCGUAUGCGCGGCUGUGUUAUGCGUGGUCGCACCGUGUCGCCAUUGGCAGUUGGCUCGCGUGUAUUCGUGUUCGUUCCGCUAAGCAUCAGGCGACGCUGCGCUGUCCGUUCCUGCGGUUUGUAGUGCGAUUCCCAAGUGGUGUGGAUUGCAAAUUAUCACUUGAUCUCUUUAACGCCACCACACGGGCGGCGGCGGCGCCGCCGUGGCAAUCGGCUGCUGUUGCGGCCCCACUCCAGGCCGUGUGGUCGCUGGCCCACAUACACCUGCCGGUGGUGUGGCCGAUGUGUGAACACGUGCGGCACGUGGAGCUGCACGACCGUGUGGCGGAAGGGCUGACAGUUCACAUCGGCACCCAUUACUGGACACGGGAUGAUAUGCCACUGCUAGUCUCCCUUGAAGACAAUGAGAGUGAUGAAGCAGUAGCAGCAGUGCCGUCGGCUGAGCGGUGGCUGCGCUUUGGGGACGGUGAAGUGGGCGUGCACGAGGUACUGCUUGCGCGUUCCCGCCGCCCACCGAUUUCGAGUGGCGUUACAGCAGACACUCUGCAGGUGCCCUUCCGGUGGUGGCCCGUUACGUCCGCGUUGCGUCUCGCCGGCUCUGCGCUUGACGUGGCGGCGUUGGAAGCGGGCCGACUGGCGGUGAGCUGCAAUCUGCGCGUCGGCCAGUGGCGUGAGGCAGGAUGGGUCUGGGAGGAGGAGGAGGAGGCAGCGACAACAGGCGAGAUGUUUGCCACGCAGAUUGAGGUGGAGCGGUCACCCACGGCGUCGGUGACAGCAACGUGGGCAAUGACGGGCUGUGGUGCUAAUGGUAGUAAUACUGCCAGCAGCAGUGGGUUGCCGCUGACUCGACACAUUGCUGUUGAUGGGCUGCGAGAGGGGUCGGUGCGUUAUGCAGUGCAGGCGAGAACCGUCUGCCGAGUGCGGUGCUCGCACAGUUCACCUGCCACGGAUACGUCAACAGAAACACCCGUGACUGGGGAAGAGAAGGCAGCGGCAGAUAGUUUCGGUGGCGCACUCUGGACGACGCUCUCCACACACACAUCCAUCUUUGUGGUGGAUGAAUGCUGCAACGCCACACGCGGCGAGACUGUUCUGACGCUUGAGACGAACACCGAGAGUGGUGCUGACACCUCAGCCGAGGCUGCAGCAGAGGGAUCGCUCACCAUGGCGUGGGCUAUUGCGUACGAUGAGAUGAGGAUUGCCCCACGCGACCACCAGGAGCAGCCCUGUAUGACGGCGCUGGUCGACCUGCUCCGUGGCACGUUCACUGACACGAGUGACAGGCGUGAAGAAGUGACAGACACGCAGCAGAUACCGUCACCGGCUCUGCUACUUCCAACGUGGCUGGUGGCGUCGAUCGAGGUGCGCGACCUGUCCGUUGUGCUGGGCGCACUGCCGAGUGCUGCAGCUUCCUGCCAGGCGCGUCCUGGUGUUCCUGUUUUGGCCCACUUGGUCGCACACAGGCGACGACGCGGCGGGAAGCCUACUGAUAACCGAGAGCGCAGGGUCAAUGAAAGAGACACCGUCCGAUUUCCAUUGGCUACUGCCAACGCCAGGCCUAUUGCACCCCCACCACCGCAGCAACGGCGGCCGCUUUACUCACUGAGUGUUGAGCCUGCGUGGUGCAUUUCCCCGCGAGAGUGGAUGAGCCACAGGCGGCCGCUGCACCUCACGCUGUGGCAGGUGGUGUCGACUGCGGAGGAGUUCAGCUAUGCGCUGGGGUCUGUGCGCCUAGACGCGAUUCUCAGGGACGCCUUCGCCCAACUCCCCGACAAGAACAGCAGCAACAGCAACGAUGGUGGUUGUGGUAGUGUUCCACAGGAGAUUGUGACGAAGUGGCACCAACUGCGUCGCGGGGGGGAGUCGUCACCGGCGAGCGUGGGACUCGUGCGCCUGCGGCUGUACCCUGUCAUCAACGUGGCACCCAACGCCUCAGCGGGCGUGAUUGCGGAUACGCCUCAGAUGCCUUUGUGCGUCGAGGUGCUGGAUGUCGUGACGCGUUCCGUGGUGGGCGGCGGUACCGCGGCGCCGCUCGACGAGCGCCGGCUUGGCUUGGUGCUCCGCCCUGCGGGCAACUCGGGCUUUUUGUCGUGUAGCACAACGCGUCUGCGGCCUGAGGAUGCAGCAGCCGCAUCGACCCGCAUCGACGCGGGGGAUACAGAUGGCAAGGGUGAUGUGGCUUCGCACCGGAUGGUGGCGCUCGCGUCACUCCACAGCCUGUUGCUCGACGCGCGACGACUGGGAGGCACUGCGCCGCCCGAUGGGUGGCUGGGAAUUGACGUUAUGCUGGUGGAGUGCCGGGAGCGGAAGAAUAAGAAGCAGCAGCAGCGACAAGAGCAACGCCAGGUGGAGAAGGACGAGGGCAAAAUGACGAGUAUACUGCGUGACGACAUUGUUGGCGUAUUGGCUAUAGAGCGGCUCGACUUGCGCCGACUCUUACAGACGCUGCUGCUCGCCUCCGAUACAGCGGGUGACCACCAGCAGCAGCAGCAGCAGCAGCAGCAGCAGCAGCAAAAACCGUCUACGUACGGCGCUGCGGAUUUCACGCUGACGCUCAACACUGUUUCGGCGNCAGCAGCAGCAGCAGCAGCAGCAAAAACCGUCUACGUACGGCGCUGCGGAUUUCACGCUGACGCUCAACACUGUUUCGGCGGCUGUCACAGUCCGCCUGCAUGUCGUGGCGCUGGCGUCAAUGCCCAACGCUGCUGGUGA